AUAUAUAUAUAUAUUAAACCUCUUCUCCUCUUCUUUGCACUCCCAAAAGCUCUGUCUCACUCUCAUAUGUCACCAAAUCAAAAGCUGUUUCUUUAUCCCUUUCCCACUUACUAAAAAGACUCACAAUUCCAUCCCUUUGCUUUUCUUUUGUUUUGUUUUUGGAUUGUUGGGAAAUCCCAAAGAAGAAGAAAAGAAAAAGGAGAAUGAUCCAAGAACUAUUUGGUGUUUCAGGGCUUUUAGCUGCACCACCUGGAGACCCCAAAAUCUCCAUCAAUGCUUCAAUUCUAGAUUCUUCCCCUUCCACUUCCCUCUCUGCACCCACCUCCACCGCAAACACGGCCACACCCACGCCCACAGCCACCUCAAAUUCGGAAGCCCAAAACUUGCGGUGCCCCAGAUGCGACUCUUCCAACACCAAAUUCUGUUACUACAAUAACUAUAACCUCACUCAACCUCGCCACUUUUGCAAAACAUGUCGACGUUAUUGGACUAAAGGUGGGGCCCUCAGGAAUGUUCCUAUUGGUGGUGGCUGUCGGAAGAACAGGACCGCGGCAGCUACGGUGGUGAAAUCGGCUGCUGCCAAGAUGAAAACGGUGUCGUCUGACAUAUUUGGUCGGGUUGGUUUUGGAAAUGGGUCGGCGUUGGAUACCCAACUAAUAUCGCCAACGCAAAUUCUUUGGGGGUCGCCGCAAAAUGCACAUCUUUUGGCCGUUUUGAGAUCCGCUACCCAAAAUCAAAACCCUAACCCUAAGAGUCUCGCUAGAUCCCACGUCAUCAACGGCCCACCGGCCGCGUCGGCUACUGCCACGACGACGACGACGCCGUUUCAUGCUAGGACGAUGGGGUUUGAUCCGGUGAACCAUAUUUCUUCUCUGGGGCUGUGCAGCUCUUACUGGAGGAACAAUCACACCCAAGUUCUUCACCAACAAAAUGGACAUAUCCAUGGCAGCGGGGAUCACGUUUCCGGCGGCACCACUGGGAUUCAGGAGCUGUACCAGAAGCUUAAGUCGUCGUCGAGCAAUUAUUUCACGGAUGGUCAGCAGGGAUCAGUGGGGGUGACGAGUGUGGGUACGGCGGCGAUUUUGGAGACGUCUCCGGUGGGAGGCGGCGAAACGGCGGCAGGUUACUGGAACCCAACUUUUUCUUGCUCUGAUGUUCAUGCUAGUGCUAAUGGAGCAUAUCCUUAAUCAAAAAGAAAGACUGUGUNU
This is a messenger RNA of Cucurbita pepo subsp. pepo (vegetable marrow), 1208 nucleotides long. The record is from RefSeq and is a predicted model, not a curated record. NCBI's taxonomy places the organism in Eukaryota, Viridiplantae, Streptophyta, Magnoliopsida, Cucurbitales, Cucurbitaceae.